GAGAGAGAGAGAGAGAGGAGGGAGGAAGAGAGAGAAAGUGAUAUAUAUAUAUAGAGAGAGAGCUUCCCUGCACUUUAUUCUCUUCAAAUUCGAUACUUUGCUGUGUACUGAGAACGAGGUUGUAAGUCUUGUUGUCAUCUUCUUCUGCUUCUUCCUCUUCCUCUUCCUCUUCCUCUUCCUCUUCCUGUUGUUGUUCUUCUCAAUCCGUUUAUUCUCUCUCUACUUCACAUUCCUUCUUUCUCUCUCUUGCUCUCUUUAUUUUCCUUUUUCUUUUUGGGUUAUUUCUUUUUGGUUUUUUGGAUUCUGGAGGUGCUUUUCUUGGAGCUUAUGCAACUGUACUAAAGACUUUGAAAACCAGUUAUAGAGAGAGGUGGGUUUUUGAAGGAGGGGGACUGUAUGAAGAAGAAGUAGUGGAACAAUGAGAGAUGGGAGCGAGAAGAAAAGCAAGCUCUCAUGGUCUAAGACUCUGGUUAGGAAGUGGUUCAACAUCAAGAGCAAAGCUCAUGACUUUCAUGCAGAUGAUGUUCAUGAAAGCCCCUAUGGAGCCGAAGGUGGGGAUUGGAGAAAUAGCUGGUCAGAGAGAGAAGAAUCCUGUACAAUCAAGAAGAACAAGGCAGCAGAGAGAUUGCAGACGAAGAAUACAGAUAAGCUCAGGCGUGGAAAGACCGAGCCCGAUACCACUCAAAUAACUGAUGUACAUGACUACAAGGUUUUUGUGGCAACAUGGAAUGUUGGGGGAAAAUCUCCUCCAAACUACCUCAAUCUCGAUGACUGGCUUCACACCUCACCCCCUGCUGAUAUUUACGUUUUGGGGUUUCAAGAAAUCGUCCCUCUAAAUGCAGGGAAUGUUUUGGGAGCAGAGGACAAUGGCCCUGCCAUAAAAUGGCUCGCUUUAAUUCGAAGAACUCUCAAUAACCUACCAGGAACCAGUGGGACUGGUGGUGGAUAUCACAUGCCAUCCCCUGCUCCUGACCCAAUUGUUGAGUUGGAUUCGGAUUUUGAAGGCUCAACAAGGCAGAAGGCCACUUCUUUCUUCCAUAGAAGAUCAUUUCAAGCCUUAAGUAGAAGCUUUAGGAUGGACAAUGACACCCCAAUUUCUCAACCUAGGCUCGAUCGAAGGUUCAGUGUAUGCGAUCGUGUGAUGUUUGGAAAUAGACCGAGUGAUUAUGAGACCACCAUUAGAUCGGGCUCCUCUGAUGAUGAGAGAGAAGGGUUUGAUUCUCCUUCGACUUCUUUCUUCUCUCCAAUGUCUAAUAGUGGUCAUGGUUCAAUGGAAGAGAGAGAAAGUAGGCCAUAUGGUCAGUCAAGGUACUGUUUGGUGGCAAGUAAACAGAUGGUCGGGAUAUUUUUAACGGUGUGGGUGAAGAGUGAUUUGAGAGAUGAUGUUAGGAACCUGAAAGUUUCUUGCGUCGGGAGAGGAUUGAUGGGUUAUCUCGGAAAUAAGGGUUCAAUUUCAGUGAGCAUGUCUGUGCACCAAACAAGCUUCUGCUUCGUUUGCAGUCAUUUGACUUCAGGACAGAAAGAGGGAGAUGAGCUACGGAGAAAUGCAGAUGUUAUGGAGAUCCUAAAAAAGACCAGAUUUCCACGUGUUCAUGGUCUUAGAGAUGAAAACUCACCUGAAACAAUACUCGAGCAUGAUCGAAUUAUAUGGCUUGGCGAUCUAAACUAUCGUAUUGCUCUUUCAUAUCGUUCUGCAAAAGCAUUGGUCGAGAUGCACAAUUGGAAAGCAUUAUUGGAAAAUGAUCAGCUUAGAAUCGAACAGAGACGUGGUCGAGUAUUUGAGGGUUGGAACGAAGGGAGGAUAUACUUUCCUCCCACUUAUAAGUAUCUCAAUAACUCUGAUCGUUAUGCUGGUGAUGACAUGCGCACAAAAGAGAAGAGAAGGACACCAGCAUGGUGUGACCGAAUUCUCUGGUAUGGGAGAGGCCUAAAUCAGUCGUCUUACGUUCGUGGGGAGUCGAGAUUCUCAGAUCAUAGACCAGUUUAUAGCAUUUUCAUGGCAGAGGUUGAAUCCGUAAACCGUAGUCGAAUGAAGAGAAGCAUGACAUGUGCUAGUUCUAGGAUUCAAGUUGAAGAACUGUUACCUCAGACUCAUGGCUACACUGAGCUCAGUUUUUUCUAGGAUGGAGCAUGUGGCUUUCGGGACCCAAGAGGGUUCGACAGAACAGUUAUCAGUUGGUUAAGGAUCCAAUUUUUUUGCUUCAACCCAAAGUGUUUGAGGUUAUUAAACACAUUAAUUUUUUUCGUCCCUGCCUUCAUCCAUGGGCAGGUGAGGGUGACAGACAAUUACUGUUAGGUGGUACUUCAAUUUUUAUCCAAUGAAAUUAUUUGUGGUCCCUGAUAUAAGAGCUGAACCCUGUUGGGAAUUGGAGCUAGACAAAGAAAUCACAGAUCCAAGAUUCAGCUGAGAGAAGAUUACAAAUUUUGCAGGAGAAGCUCCCAAUCUUUUCAAAAUCCAACUGAAGACAAGUAGCAAAUGAGGCACAUUUGAUUCAUUUAGCCAUGAAGAAAAAUAAAAAGGAAAAAGUGCAAUUUUGGUGUCUAUUUGUUGAUUAUUUCAUAUUUGUAAAACAAUAGAGAAGAGAAAAAAAGGCCGUAGUUUAGGAAUUCUUUAAUGGUUGUAUAUUGUUCCCAUUAGUGAUGGGAGGAGAGAGACUCUCUCUCUAGGAAACAGAGAGAACAAGAGAGAAAAAAGUGUAAGGAUGGAAGAGAAUAUUACUGAUGACCAAUGAUAAAAGGAAAUGUAAAUAUUAGCUGCAAUUGCAGCUGUUUUGUCUGAAAAAGUGUAAUUUGUUGAUUAUCUUUUUUACACAAAA
This is a messenger RNA of Amborella trichopoda, 2816 nucleotides long. Its product is annotated as type IV inositol polyphosphate 5-phosphatase 7. NCBI's taxonomy places the organism in Eukaryota, Viridiplantae, Streptophyta, Magnoliopsida, Amborellales, Amborellaceae. Gene Ontology annotation, biological process: phosphatidylinositol dephosphorylation. The record is from RefSeq and is a predicted model, not a curated record. Gene Ontology annotation, molecular function: phosphatidylinositol-3,4,5-trisphosphate 5-phosphatase activity; phosphatidylinositol-4,5-bisphosphate 5-phosphatase activity; inositol-polyphosphate 5-phosphatase activity.